Messenger RNA from Nematolebias whitei (Rio pearlfish), 2065 nucleotides. RefSeq names its product nuclear receptor subfamily 1, group D, member 4a (gene nr1d4a). Gene Ontology annotation, biological process: negative regulation of transcription by RNA polymerase II; cell differentiation; hormone-mediated signaling pathway. NCBI's taxonomy places the organism in Eukaryota, Metazoa, Chordata, Actinopteri, Cyprinodontiformes, Rivulidae. The transcript is spliced from 8 exons. Bases 129 to 1826 code for a protein of 565 amino acids. The record is from RefSeq and is a predicted model, not a curated record. Gene Ontology annotation, molecular function: nuclear receptor activity; RNA polymerase II cis-regulatory region sequence-specific DNA binding; zinc ion binding.
CGCUCAAGAAGCAGGUGUUUUACGCGGAACUGGUUUGUCUUCAGAAGGACACUUUUGCUCCAGCCACUGGCAUUCCCAGACAUCUGGCGUCAAGUUUCUUUAAAGUCAUCGACACCAACAAGACGGAGAUGGAUAACAGUCCUGGUGGCGGGGGAGUCAUCCUUUAUGCAGGAUCGUCUGGCAGUUCCAGCCCAAGCCCCGGUAGCCCUUCCAGUGGGUACCAGACACAGUCACCUUCCUCACACUCCCAGCCUUCGUCUCCAGAAGAAGUUACCUUUACAGAGAUAGGGGUUCUGAAACAUGGGAGGACUUCCAGUUCCAACACCCCAACCUCCAAACUGGUGUUUCAGUUCCCAGAAGUCUACAGCACUCCGUCAGCAGCAGCUACUCCACAGCAGUCCUACGCACACCCAAUUGCAGGGAAGAGACCCUGUGGGUUCACAGGAACUUUCACCAAGACAGGAGGAAUGGUCCUGCUUUGCAAAGUUUGUGGAGACAUUGCAUCUGGCUUCCACUAUGGAGUGCAUGCAUGUGAAGGUUGCAAGGGCUUUUUCCGUCGCAGCAUCCAGCAGAACAUCAACUACAAGAUGUGCGUAAAGAACGAGAACUGCCUCAUCAUGCGCAUGAACCGCAAUCGAUGCCAGCACUGCCGUUUCAAGAAAUGCCUCUCUGUUGGCAUGUCAAGAGAUGCUGUGCGUUUUGGCCGUAUUCCAAAGAGGGAGAAGCAGCGACUUCUGGAUGAGAUGCAAAGCUACAUGAAUAGCCUAAAUGAGUCAGCCAUCAUGGACAUGGACUCUUCAGUGCAGGACGGAACCACUAGCACAGAUGACUGCAAUUCAAAAGAGGCCAUUGGGACCAUUUCAAAAGCAUAUCGUGACAUCUUCGUCGACAGCAGCAGCAGCCAUGAGAGAUCUUCCAACAGGGCCAACGUUACCAUUAACAACAGCAACACACAUCCCUUUUCUCAGGAUAGUAGUUUUCAAGUUUCAUCUCACCCUGCCCACAUUCAGAGUAAUCAGGCUUGCCCUGUUGCCUCUAACAACAACCAGGCUGCUUUUCAUAAAGUGGACAACAACUAUUCCUAUUUGAUGUCGUCAAAUCAGAAUCACAACCAGUCAAAUGCUGCAAUAAAUCAAAGGGUCAGCACCACCAAUCCCAACAAAUUUUGCAAUGAAGUUACUGAAAAGCAGACCUCCUGCCCAUGGAAAUUAGCACCAGGUGCUAAAGUGCUGGCUUGUCCUCUGAAUGCGUGCCCCGUAUCAGGGCCAGAACGCACAAGUCAGGAUAUCUGGGAGUCCUUCUCUCAGUGUUUCACCCCUGCUGUAAAGGAGGUGGUAGAGUUUGCCAAGGGUAUUCCUGGAUUCCAAGAGCUUAGCCAACAAGACCAGGUCAUGCUGCUAAAAUCUGGCACCUUCCAGGUUCUUAUGGUGAGGUUCUGCACAUUGUUCAAUGCUGAGGAGCGUACAGUUACCUUCUUGAAUGGACAAACUUACCCUCUGUCCACCCUGAGGGCUUUGGGCAUGGGCUCUCUGCUGGAUGCAAUGUUUGAAUUCAGCGAGAAGUUGGGUUCCUUGGGGCUAGAACCUGACGAGAUGGCCCUCUUCAUGGCUGUGGUGCUGGUAUCUGCAGAUUGUUCUGGGAUCUCAGACAUGCGAGGGGUGGAGCAUUUACAGGAGGGUCUGAUCCGCGCUCUUCGAUCUCUGAUCAGUCGCCGUCGCCCAGACAACACCUCCCUCUUCCCAAAGCUCCUUCUGCGACUGCCAGACCUGCGAACCCUCAAUAACCUGCAUUCUGACAAACUGUUGGCCUUUCGCAUUGACCCUUAAAAGUGGCAUCUGUUUUACACAGAAGCAUGCACACCCAUACAUGCAGAUUUUAUUUUUCAAGAGAAAGACUUUAACAACGAGGAACAAGGACUUGUGCAAUAAGAAGAGUGUUUUUGAAAGGGUAAAUGAAUGCAGCGAACAUGUUUUGGAUUCACUAUUGAUAUUCAUGCAAUAUUUUGAGACAAGAUAUGUAAAAACAUCCAAAUCCAUGUACAUACAUAAAUCUCACAUAUUGGGAA